Molecule: messenger RNA, 1168 nt
Organism: Rubroshorea leprosula
Lineage: Eukaryota; Viridiplantae; Streptophyta; Magnoliopsida; Malvales; Dipterocarpaceae
Source: the annotation of a GenBank genome assembly
UCAUACCCAAUGGAUACUAGUUAUGGACCCAAAAGGCCCGUGAUGGACCACUUUUGGGACUGUUGAAAAAUAUGAACCCAAACGGAACGCGAUGAAAAUUGAAGAACUACACUUUCUAUAGGAGUAGCGAAGGAAACGGAAGCAAGGAAAAAGGGCAUAUCGAAAAUAAGCGAAUGGGGGAGUCAUUGUUUACUGUUUCACAAAGCUCACUUCUUCAGUUUCCCCAACCGAAACUUGGAUUCAACAGCAGAAUCUCGACUGCUAACCGCUUUCCGAGAUUUGCGACGGUGCCCCGGAAUCAUCGGCUCCAAUUGAAGGGGAUCACUGCAGCUGGGGUGGUGUCUUCUGAUGCAAGUACACCCACUAUAGUUUCCAACACCGUCGGUUCCGCGAAGGAUGGGAUCGGGUUCGAGGCAGACACCGGAGGCGGCGGUGGGGACAAAUUUGAUGACAACAGCGGCGGAGGAGGCGGUGGUGGGGAUAAUAGUGGCGGAGGUGAUAGAGGGGACGAGGGAGAGGGGGAGGCUUUUGACGACGAGAGCAGGAAAAAGAUGGGUUUGUCUAUGUCCCAGAAAUUGACCCUUGGAUAUGCCGUUCUAGUGGGAUUGGGUGGUGUUAUGGGCUAUAUGAAGAGUGGAAGCCAGAAGUCACUUCUAGCUGGAGGAUUAUCUGCCUCACUGCUGUAUUAUGUUUUCACUCAGCUUCCCACAAGGCCAGCUUUUGCAUCCUCCAUAGGGCUUGGUAUAUCUGCUGCACUUCUGGUUAUGAUGGGUUCCCGAUUCAAGAGGUCAGGGAAGGUUUUCCCUGCUGGUGUUGUAUCUCUUGUGUCCCUUGUGAUGACAGGGGGCUACCUACAUGGCAUCAUGCGUAGUCUGCAUUAGAAUGCAUGCGAGCAUACUCCCUUUGUGGUUACUUUUAAUUUUUGGCCAACAUCUUUGUGGUUAUUGGACACAGUGAUUUUAUGUAGAGAGAUCUCAACCGUGUUGAACUUUGAAUGUAAAAGCUUUCAAGAGAUCAUCAUGCGCAGUUUGUAGACAGCUGGGUAUUUUGAACAUGUGUUUUCAACGAAGUUAUGUCAUGUUUGUCUUUUACUUCGUCACUACUUGUUUCCAUGAAAAUCUCACCCACCCAUCCAUGUUCUUCAUUGCAAUUAACGUGAUAGGUAAAA